Molecule: messenger RNA, 1129 nt
Organism: Oppia nitens
Lineage: Eukaryota; Metazoa; Arthropoda; Arachnida; Sarcoptiformes; Oppiidae
Product: signal peptide, CUB and EGF-like domain-containing protein 1
Exons: 14
Coding region: 14-1129 (371 amino acids)
Source: RefSeq, a predicted model, not a curated record
GUAUUAAUAAAUUAUGAAGCCAACAUAUGUUUAUAUAAUUUUACUAUUAAUGAUAAUAAACAUCAAUUGUUAUCGAUUGAAAAUAAGCUGUAAAACUGACAAAAUGAAAGACGGACGUACUGGUGAUGAUCACUGUAGUCCUGAUAUCACUCAAUACUCCAUAGGAUGUGAUGAUUCAACCGAUAUUUUAAAAUGUAAAUGUGAUUCUCCCUAUACAUGGAAUUAUGAUAAAGAAAUUUGUGAUUACAAAAUAAGCUGCAAAAAUGAUUUAAUGAAAGACGGCAAAACAGGUGACGAACACUGUAAGCCUGAAUAUACUAAAUAUUCCAUAGGAUGUGAUGAUUCAACCGGUCUAUUGAAAUGCAAAUGUGAUUCUCCCUAUACAUGGGAUUACGAUAAAGAAAUUUGCGCUUACAAAAUAAGUUGUAAAAUUAACAAAAUGAAAGACGGCAAAACAGGUGACGAACACUGUAAGCCUGAAAACACCAAAUAUUCCAUAGGAUGUGAUGAUUCAACCGGUGUUUUAAAAUGCAAAUGUGAUUCACCCUAUAGUUGGGAUUACGAUCAAGAAAUUUGUAAAUAUUUGGACAAUAAAUGUGAUACAACAUUAAUGAAAGAUGGAAAAACAGGUUCAGAUCAUUGUAAAGAUACGGUUACACCACAUUCAACGGGUUGUGAUGACACGGGAGGUAUAGUUAAGUGUAUAUGUGAUUCAACCACACAAUGGGAUAGUUAUAGUCAAACUUGUAAAGAUACACUAAAACAAUGCGAUACACAGAAAAUGAAAGAUGGUAAAACAGGUACAGAUCAUUGUAAAGAUAGUGUUACACCACAUUCAGUGGGUUGUGAUGACACGGGAGGUAUAGUUAAAUGUAUAUGUGAUUCAACUACAGAAUGGGACGUUUCAACUGAAACUUGUAUAGCUAAGUCGAUAGAAAAGUGCGAUACAAAAAUUAUGAAAGAUAAGAAAACAGGUACAGAACAUUGUAAAGAUGCGGUUACACCACAUUCAAAGGGUUGUGAUGAUACGGGAGGUGUUGUUAAAUGUAAAUGUGAUGAAACCACACAAUGGGACACUGAUUCAGAAAGAUGUAAAGCUAACACUUGUGAAAAUACAAAAUUAAGGUAA